This is a messenger RNA of Glycine soja, 408 nucleotides long. Its product is annotated as protein DOWN-REGULATED IN DIF1 11-like. NCBI's taxonomy places the organism in Eukaryota, Viridiplantae, Streptophyta, Magnoliopsida, Fabales, Fabaceae. The transcript has a single exon. The record is from RefSeq and is a predicted model, not a curated record. Bases 1 to 408 code for a protein of 135 amino acids.
AUGGCUACAUUCAGCAACAUUUCUCUAAUGGUCCUAUGUUUCAUUAUUAGUUCUUCCUUGAUGGUCAAAAUCGGGCUUUCACAAGAUGCUCCGGAACCAUCAAAUGCACCAGGGCCAAUGUCAUCGUAUGUCAAGUAUUUAGCCAAUUGUGGGUCUCAUUUGUCCCCAAAUUGUGGUGAUGAGGUAUUCUCAGCAAUAUUUUUUGGUAACAAAACAGUUAGUAAUGGUUGUUGUGACAAGCUUGUGAAUGAUGUUGGGAAAGUGUGCCACGAUGAUAUGACAAAGUAUAUUUUGACAUUGCCUAAGUUCCGGGCCCAUAAAAUUCAGAUCUUGAAGAGGAGUGAGAAGGUUUGGUUUGAUUGUGAUUUGCAGGACUACCCUUUUGGACCCGAUGGUCCUGAAUCAUGA